Molecule: messenger RNA, 750 nt
Organism: Apis laboriosa (Himalayan honeybee)
Lineage: Eukaryota; Metazoa; Arthropoda; Insecta; Hymenoptera; Apidae
Gene: Osi18
Exons: 3
Coding region: 1-750 (249 amino acids)
Source: RefSeq, a predicted model, not a curated record
AUGAAGUUCACAACGUUCCUCGCGUCUCUCGCCCUUAUGGCCGCCCUCGCCAACGCGCAGAGGGCCGAGACCACUGCCGACGCCCUUCGACACAUUUAUUACAGAUGCAUAGACAACGAGUCCAUGUUGUCCUGCGCGAAGCCCAAAGUCCUGGCCUACCUUAGCCAAGCGGCGAAACAAGACAGGCUUGCCAUCACGGAAGACUUGGCGCUGGUAAAGUCCAGAGACAUGCCCGAGGAAAACAGCGAGGAUUACUACCCCGCUCAAUACGACUCCGUGGACCCUGCAAGGAAGGAGCUCUUGAGGUCCUUGAUGUUGGAGAAACUGGACGCGUAUCUGUCGAGCCACCAGCUGGAGGCUAAGUUGCCGGAAGCCAUCGUUGGGUCCAAUAUCGUGCCAAGAUCCCUGGUGGACAGUAUGCCAAGAAGCUUGACGGUACCUCUUUCCGACUCCUCGAGCAACGGUCAAGGUCGUGGAUUCGUCAAGAAGGUGAUGAUACCAUUCCUGUUGGGCCUGAAGUUCAAGGCCACAGCUUUGGUCCCGCUAGCCCUUGCCCUGAUCGCCCUGAAAACGUGGAAAGCUCUCACCUUGGGCCUCCUCUCGUUGGUGCUAAGCGGUGCGAUGAUGAUCUUCAAGCUGACGAAACCCAAGGUCGCCUACGAGGUAGUGCAUUACGGACACCCACCUGUCGAACAUCCACCUCACUGGGAGACCUCGGCCCACGGACCCUACAGGGCGUACAGGAAAUAG